CAUUGAAAGCAUUAGAACCCGGCUAUAAAGGUUUGCCAGCGCUGAGCAGCGGCGGAGACAAAUCAAACAAAACGUUUUAAUAUAUCAACCAAAUGUCGCGCUUUAUGUUAAUCGCUUUGCUUGUGCUAGUGCAACUGCUACAGUUGGCACUCGCUAAGCAGCACAGCUGGUGCGAUGCAUCGCUCUGCGCAGGAGUCAAGCACAUAGCCUGCCGCAACAAUGGCCAUUUCCACAAACGCUGCCAGCCAGAUGCCUUCGAGGUGGAGAUCUCAGCUAGAAAUAAGGCGCACUUUGUGCAUGGACACAACAAGCGUCGCAACUUUGUGGCGCUGGGCAAGCUGCCUGGCUAUUAUCCUGCUGCCCGCAUGACCACCAUGAUGUGGGACGAUGAGCUGCAGUACUUGGCCUCACUCAAUGUGCGCACCUGCAAAUUGGAUCACGAUGCUUGCCACAAUUCUUACCGGUUUGCCAACUCCGGUCAGAACCUUUGCGCCGUCUGGCGUAAUCGUAAUCCACACGUGAAUGUCACCAGCCUCAUCGAAGAGUCCUUGGGCUUGUGGUUCAAUGAGUACGAUCUGAUAGACAGCAGCUAUAUAGACAGAUUUCGCGUAACCAAACAUUUUGAGGAGUACGGACACUUUGUGGAAAUGGUUGUGGACAAAAGCGCUAAAAUAGGCUGCGCCAUUUUAAGAUUUACACGCCCCGAUCAUACCUAUGGGUAUGUGUAUAAUGUUGUCUGCAAUUACUCGUCCAUUUACGCCCUGGACGCACCUGUCUAUGAGGUAGGACGCACUGCCUCGCGCUGCCAAACGGGACGAAAUCCUCUCUAUCCCGGCUUAUGUUCUACGCGAGAGCAUUACGAUCCCAACUGGUGAUGCAACUUGGAGCCGUUGCAAGUAUCUAUAGCUCAGGUUUACUUAUUGUCGUAGUCGUAGUCUAAGUUUAGUGUUCGUUAAUAAACAAAAGGUUAAUGUGUUCAUUUAUAUGCGUGUGUUG
This is a messenger RNA of Drosophila busckii, 996 nucleotides long. RefSeq names its product antigen 5 like allergen Cul n 1. The record is from RefSeq and is a predicted model, not a curated record. Bases 93 to 875 code for a protein of 260 amino acids. Lineage: Eukaryota; Metazoa; Arthropoda; Insecta; Diptera; Drosophilidae. The transcript has 4 exons.